UUUGUAUCAAGUUGGCAGCACGUCUAUUUACGUAAACAAGAAGCAAACAAAACGCUUAUAAAACAAUUUUAAGGUUUUGCCAAAAACGCCCUUAAAACCAGCUGCAAAUGUCCAAGCACACAUUAAUAGGUGGCGGCACUGGAUUCAUCGGCAGUCAUCUCUCGAAGCAUUUGGCGAAAAAUGGCUAUGAAGUAACUGUAAUUUCGCGGAUGCCCGGUCCGAAGCGCAUCACCUGGCACGAGCUGGAAAAACAGGGCAUACCCAGCAGCGUCAACUCUGUGGUAAAUGCCACAGGUCAGAAUGUGCUGGACCCAUCCAGACGCUGGACGCCGGGCUUUCAGCAAAAUGUCUGGAAUUCGCGUGUCAACUCGUCGAAGACGCUGAGUCAGGCGAUUCAAGCAGCGCCGCAGGUGAAAUCUUUCGUGAACUUAUGUGGCGUUAGCCUCUAUCCGCCAUCGGAGACCAAGACGUACACUGAGGACGAUCAGGGCGUGAAUUACGACUACAUGUCGAGCCUGUGCCUGGCCUGGGAGGAAGCAGCGCGCUCCGGUGACUCGAAGGAUAAGUGUAGCAUCGUGCGCACUGGCGCUGUCGUCGGACGCAAUGGCGGCAUGAUUAAAUCCAUUUGGCUGCCCUUCAAACUGGGUCUCGGUGGUCCCAUGGGCGCCGGCAAUCAGAUAAUGCCCUGGAUACAUAUGCACGAUCUGUGCGGCCUCAUCCAGCAUCUGAUUGAGAAGUGUGAGUCGGGCGUCUUCAACGGCGUCGCACCGGAGAUUGUUAGCAACAAGGGCUUCUCACAGGCAUUUGCCAGCGCUCUGAAUCGUCCAUGCCUGUUCGCUGUGCCCGAGUUCGUGGUGCAGGCCAUCUUUGGCAAGGAGCGUUCAGCGCUGCUCUUGAGUGGCGCCAAGAUUCAGCCCAAGCGUACGCUCGCCUCUGGCUAUCAAUUCAAGUAUCCGGAUGUGAAGUCCGCCGUAGCCGAAGUCGUUGGCAAAUAGAGAGCUGAAGCAGUUGGGAAUUUGUUAUGAAUGCUUGAAAUUGGCGUUGUUAAACUAUUUAUUAUUUAAAACGAUCUUCAUUUGUAUUAUAUCAAUUAAACUAGAGCACAUACGAGGUA
This is a messenger RNA of Drosophila mojavensis, 1114 nucleotides long. RefSeq names its product epimerase family protein SDR39U1. NCBI's taxonomy places the organism in Eukaryota, Metazoa, Arthropoda, Insecta, Diptera, Drosophilidae. The record is from RefSeq and is a predicted model, not a curated record. The transcript has 4 exons. Bases 108 to 995 code for a protein of 295 amino acids.